Tympanuchus pallidicinctus (lesser prairie-chicken) is the source of this 3267-nucleotide messenger RNA. It is a transcript of the gene RHOT2, whose product is annotated as ras homolog family member T2. NCBI's taxonomy places the organism in Eukaryota, Metazoa, Chordata, Aves, Galliformes, Phasianidae. The coding region runs from base 84 to 1940 and encodes 618 amino acids. Gene Ontology annotation, cellular component: mitochondrial outer membrane. The record is from RefSeq and is a predicted model, not a curated record. Gene Ontology annotation, molecular function: GTP binding; calcium ion binding; GTPase activity. Gene Ontology annotation, biological process: regulation of mitochondrion organization; small GTPase-mediated signal transduction; mitochondrion transport along microtubule. The transcript is spliced from 19 exons.
GCUCUAUCCCCCACCACUGGCUGGUUGCCACCGGAAGCGGCACUGGCGGCGGCGGCGACCCCGGGAGCGGCGGCGGUGCCGCCAUGAAGCGGGACGUGCGGAUCCUGCUGCUGGGGGAGGCCCAGGUGGGGAAGACGUCCCUGAUCAUGGCUCUGGUGGGAGAGGAGUUCCCCGAGGAGGUGCCACCUCGUGCAGAAGAGAUCACGAUCCCGGCUGAUGUCACACCUGAGAAGGUCCCCACUCACAUUGUAGACUACUCAGAGACAGAGCAGACUGAGGAUGAGCUACAAGAGGAGAUUGCUAAGGCCAAUGUGGUCUGUGUGGUGUAUGAUGUCACCAAGGAAGCCACGAUUGAGAAGAUUCGCACAAAAUGGAUCCCCAUGGUGAACGGGAGAGCUGAAAAGGGUGCCAGGAUCCCCAUUAUUUUAGUUGGAAACAAGUCUGACCUGCAGAUGGGGAGCUCCAUGGAAGUCAUCCUGCCCAUCAUGAACCAGUUCUCGGAGAUUGAGACCUGUGUGGAGUGCUCUGCCAAGAACCUCAAGAACAUCUCUGAGCUCUUUUACUACGCCCAGAAAGCUGUGCUGCAUCCCACUGCACCCCUGUAUGACCCGGAAGAGAAGCAGCUGAGACCUGCGUGUUCACGAGCGCUGACCCGGAUUUUCAACCUCUCAGACCAAGAUAAUAACCAGAUCCUCAGCGAUGAUGAACUCAACUACUUUCAGAAGUCCUGCUUUGGAAACCCUCUGGCUCCCCAGGCCUUGGAGGAUGUGAAGAUGGUUGUGUGGAAGAACACCACGGACGGAGUGCAGGACAACGGCCUGACGUUAAAUGGCUUCCUCUUCCUCAACACGCUCUUCAUCCAGAGGGGCCGCCAUGAGACCACAUGGACUAUCCUUCGCCGCUUUGGCUACGAUGACGAGCUGGAGCUGACAGAUGAUUACCUGUACCCACAGUUCCGCCUGCCUCCUGGCUGCUCCACGGAGCUCAACCACCUGGGCUACCAGUUCCUGCAGCGGCUCUUCGAGAAGCAUGACAAGGACCAGGAUGGAGCCCUCUCUCCUGCAGAGCUGCAGAACUUCUUCAGUGUCUUCCCCUGCAUGCCCUGGGGCCCUGAGCUCUACAACACGGUAUGCACCACUGAUAAAGGCCUGCUUUCCCUGCAUGGAUUUCUCUGCCAGUGGACCCUCGUAGCCUACCUGGAUGUGCAGCACUGCCUGGAGUGCCUCGGCUACCUGGGCUACCCCAUCCUGUCGGAGCAGGACUCCCAGACUCAGGCCCUCACAGUGACCAGGGAGAAGAGGAUUGACCUGGAGAAAGGCCAGACCCAGAGAAACGUCUUCCUAUGCAAGGUGCUGGGAGCCAGGGGCGCAGGCAAGUCUGCCUUCCUGCAGGCCUUCCUCGGCAGGAGCCUCGCGGUCCAGAGGGAGGACCCAGGAGAGCCAUCUCUCUACACGAUCAAUACCGUGCAGGUCAACGGCCAGGAAAAGUACCUCAUACUGCACGAGGUCAGUGCUGAGAUGCAGUUCACAAAGGCGUCGGACGCAGCCUGCGACGUUGCCUGCUUGAUCUAUGACCUGAGUGACCCCAAAUCCUUCAGUUACUGUGCCAGUAUUUAUAAGCAACACUACAUGGACAGCCAGAUCCCCUGCGUUUUUGUGGCCUCCAAGGCAGACCUGCCAGAAGCAAGCCAGCAGCCCGGGCUGUCCCCAGCUGAGUUCUGCUACAAGCACUGCCUCCCACCACCAUUCCUCUUCUCCUGCCACAGCCAGGGCCCGCCCAGCACUGCUGUCUACACCAAGCUGGCCACUGCUGCCACCUUCCCCCACCUGAAUGCUGUGGAGCUGGGAGCUGCGUCCUUCUGGCUCCGGGUGGCCCUGGGGGCUGCAGUCACUGCCCUGGUGGGCUUCACGCUGUACCGCGUGCUGGCCAAGAACAAGUGAGAGCUGCUCUGCGCCCCAUCCUUCCUGUGCCACCAGCUCCCUGUCCUGAACCGUGCCCCAUGAGGGCCCGCUGCUCCCUGGUGGGAAAUCCUCCUCCCCCAGCCUCAACUGCAGGAUCAGAGAAGCCAGAGUUCCCAGCACCAGCAGGAUCGAUCCUUGGCACCAGCCAGCCUCGCCCCACUGGUCCCCGGGCACCUUGCCUGUGUGGCAGCUGGGGGGCUCCUCCCUGGAAGCCAAAGGGAUCACUCCCUUCUUUUAUUCUAUUAAUGAUUUUUUAACGUUUGUUUUUAUGUUCAAACACGAGCGUUUAUCUGUCCAUGGGCUGGGCACAUCCCUGCUGCAGGGUGACGCUCCUGGAGCUGUGAGGGCCUCCAGCAGUGCCAGCACUGAGGCUGUCAGGAUUUCUGCCUGCUGCAGCAGUGCUGGGCAGCUUCGGCCCCAUAAGGCACACUCCCAUCCCGAGUCCCUGUUUCCCAAUACCACCCCAUCUGGAUUUUGGCCCAUCUGCCCUCCUCUCCUACCUGCUCGUGUGUCCCUUCCCUCUCCCCCACAACCAGUAUUCCCAGUGCCAGAGAGCACUACAUGGGCUGAGGAUGCCCUUGCCUGGCGGUGCCAUCAUGUCCUGCCGUUCCCUCUGCGGGUCCCUACCAGAGCAGGAGGCUCUGAGCAUUGCACCUCCUGGUACAACUGGAAGCUGUUUUCCCUCCAUGCCCACCUCCAGCCAGUUGGCAUUUCAGCCGGCAGGAGUUUGGGGCUGCUCCUGUUCUCAGCAUCUCAAAGAAUGAUACCAGCCUGUGCUGUCCCUGGGAGCUCCACACUCUACUGCCCCGGGCUCCCAACCCAUUUCUGCUGUGCCAGGGGGUUUCUAGUGAAAUAAGUGACACUAGCUCUUGGGCUGCACUCAGGGUAGGCUUAUUUACAGGCAGCUCAGGGCAGCACUGAGGGACAGCCCACUGCUUCUGUGUCCCUUCAUCUAUUUCAACUUGUACUGUGGCCUGGGGCCAGCGAGGAGUUGGAGAAGCCACCAUUUGUGGGUAGCAUCCUGCCAUGCUGUCCCCAUCCCAGCAGUGGCACUGUCCCCAACACUGGCUCUGUCCAGAGCUGCUUUUGCCAGCCUGGGGUUCUCCACUGCUACCCACCCACAGGGCCAUGUCCUUGGGCUUUUCAUCCCUGUUCUGUCCUGCUGCCUGCCUGGAGUGUGUCUGUGGGGCAGAGCCCUGGAGCACAGGGAUGUCCCUGCGCCCUGCGUUGCUCCAGGCCUGGCACAGCUGUGCUGUUUUAGUUUUGUUCUCUACAAUGAAAUAAAUUUUUACUCACCUUCCGUUCA